Molecule: messenger RNA, 477 nt
Organism: Fraxinus pennsylvanica
Lineage: Eukaryota; Viridiplantae; Streptophyta; Magnoliopsida; Lamiales; Oleaceae
Source: the annotation of a GenBank genome assembly
AUGGUGGUUUCGAAUUUUGUAAUGACCCAAAAAUCCACUUGUUUGCUGCGUAGUCUUUUGUUUCGUUUCUCAGCUCUCUCUCGCACGCCCGGUUGCCACUUCAAUUGCCAGAGCAGGAUUAACCCAAUUCACAUAACCAGGAGAUUUACAAGCUGUCACCGCAGUUUUAAUCUGCCUUCUACACAGGGUUUUAAGGUCUCGGGCGGUUCUGAAUCGGGGUUUAGAUUUUUGGGUCAUCGGUCUUUUCGGGUUUCCAGUGGCGGUGGUGCCGGUGGUGGAGCAGGUAGUUUUGGAGGUCCCGGUGGUGGAAAUUCGGGUGGAAGAGGUGGCGAUGGUGGUGGGAGUGAUUGGCCACUGCUUUCAUGGUAUCUGUCUCUUCUUGUCAAGUAUCCCGUGAUGACGAAAGCUGUCACAUCAGCACUUUUGACUUUAGUUGGUGAUCUGAUCUGUCAGCUUGUGAUCGAUCAAGUUUGUUAG